AUGCUCGCCGAUCGAGACCCCAACGCCAGCGGGCGCACCAGCAGGGCGUCUAACCUGUCUGCAAGGUCCCGAGCCACCUAUCGACAACAGGGCGGCCCGGACAAGCAGGAUCUUCUGACAUCUGCUCCUGGCGUCAUGUCCAUGCUGCGUACCUCGACGGAAAUGGGCGACAUCGUCGGCCUCACCGGAGACCUUUCUGGUAUGGGCAACGUGCCUCGAGCUCCGCAGCGCCGUGGCGCCAGUAGCAGGCCUUCCACCGCGUCUUCGAUGUCGGGCGCUUCCAGCCGUGCAAGCAGGCACCAUCGACAGUGGCCCUCGUCUUCCUCGGCACCACGGCACCCCUCGACACGAGAGCCCUCUGGUCCGCCGUACGUUGCUGACACCCUCUCACCUACGCUGAUGAACCUUCCCGGGUCGUCGCCUCUCAUCCCAACGCGCCAUCGGAGCAGUCGCAACAACCGGGACAGUCAACGCUCCUUCUCCAUGACCAACAGCACUCAGCCGGCGUUCAGACUGUCGAGCAACCGAUCGCUGGGUAGCUUGCGCAGCCACGAAUACGCUCAGCGUCCAAAGUCGCCCUACAUCUACCCCACUCGACUUCGUCGUCCCUCGUACCGACCCGCAUCUCCCGCUCUGAGCGACAACACGGGCUCGCGUUCGCAACGCUCAGUCGGUCAGGGCAGUCAAGGCCAGAUCCCCCACCAUGGACGAAUGAGGCUGAGGAUCCCGUCCGACACAAGCCUUGGAUAUCAGGACAGGGUGCCUGGCAUGCCCCGUCGUCCGAGCCGUGGUCACCCCUCUGCAUAUUCCAACGGGUUUCAGGGCGACCUACCUCCAGUGCCGCCCCUGUUCCACCCUCGCGUGCCUCUCGAGCGGCCUCGUGCGGUCCACAGAUCCAUCAAAGGCUCCUUCUCCAGUGGUUCGACAAGCAUGCGCAAUGAUCCCGACACUCCUUCGUCUGACUUGCCGUCGCCCCCUACGCCUCGGGAUGGGUCGUCUUUGGAGGUGAUCCUCGGCUCAACAGGUGCUCAGGUGCUUGUCGCUUCCAGCACUGCAGUCGUCUCGAAAGAGGAAGUCACCAACCAUCCGCUUUACUACGACUAUAGUGAGCAAUUCGAAGGCGAACAGAUCCCAGAACCGGAAGUCAACCCUAUCCACACUGACUUCGUCAACAGCAUCAAGACCAUAUACGAGGAACGUGGUUCUUCCCAGUCACCUUCCGCCCCAGCAUCGGGAGCCACACGCAUGUCGGAUACUGCUAUUCCAGGCAUUGUGGAACUUCCCGCAUCUCCUGUUGUUCGACGUAUCACCAGGGAUUUGAUCCUACGAGCGUUGGAGCCCGCUUCCACUACAGGAGAUGUCGACGGUACUGCAGAAGCUCCUACUAGUGGUGACGACGAGGGGCUUACGCAGUAUGCGGUGCCGCAUGGUACGGCCACUUCUACGCACGUGGAAUCGAAUGUGUGCGAUCAGGGCCUCAACAAGCGCUUCAGCAUCUUAUCCCAAGCCAACUCAAGCGUGGUGGACUCUUCGACACUCGAAUUUGCCGUUCGUUACUCCAUACCGAUUGUCACUGGAACCCAUGUCAGCUCUGACGUGCCUCCUGUACCUGACUGUGACUCGCCCUUGCCCCCAGAUAUGGCGCCCAGUACCGAUGUUGAUAUGUCGGACCUACUGGCUGGCUAUCAACACACCGAGUCCAGGCAUGAGGAUGAGAAUGCCACAAAAGAGGAAGAGAAAGAGCCGCGUGCUGAGGCUGGUGAAGGCCAAGCUGUUGAGAGCAAGAGCAGCCAUGCCCAGAAGUCGUCCGAUGGGCAGUCAUUCAAGUCUGCCACAGACGUUCUGGACUCUGAGCUACCUGAGAACGAACUAGAGGGUGACGAGGAGGAUGCAAAGUCCUAUAAAUCUGCCACCAAUCCAGCGAUUGAGAGGGAGUUCCCAGUCAAGGAGACAGAUGCCCAUUCGUUCAAGACUGCCCGGGACGACACAACGCCCGGUCGGUCCGUGUCGAUGCCGGCAUCGAAGCCUCCACCGGUUGUCUUCGCGGAUGUGCAGACACGGAGGCCCGCGUCUCAGAUACCUCUUUUGAGGCCGGCUCCAGCAGUGCUUCGAAAGUCACGCGUGCCUCCUCGUGAGUCGAGCUUUCCACCCACAAGCAAGUUCUGGGCAAGUUCCAAGCCAAGCGUCAAGCAAGAAUCGGUAUCGAUAUCGGGAUCCUCGUCCACUCUCAGUGUCAACCACCAACCACCUUCUGUACCACCACGGGAGUCAAGUACUUCCAAAGAGGCCCAGCGAUCGAUGGGAGUCGCGUCCUGGAUGCUCUUCAGACGUUGGGGAAAGAGGCCCAGCAAGGACGAAGGCUCGACCUUGACUGAGAGCAGUUCCCGAGAGACCCUGCAGGACCCUCGCCGCACCAACAGCGUAGCAUCGUCGCAACACUCUUUGGGUGAUACCAUUAAGACUCCGGAGAAGACAGUGUUCAAGGAGGUCAUUGUUCGUGCGAAAGAGACGGGAAAUUUGAAAGACUGCGCUCCACCACCAAUACACAAUGCGAGUGUCGCCCCUCCCUUGCAUCACCACUCGUUCAGCAGUCUUUCGCCUGUCAUCGCCGAACUGUCGUCCGUGUACUCCCCCCAGGACAGUUCUCUAAGAGUUCGCGUUCAGAGUUCUCCGGCUGGUGUUCCCAAGUCCGCAGAUGAUCGUCGAGACAGUCAGACAACUACGCACCUGAUAUGGCACGGUCGCAAAUCCCUCAACCUCAACAUCCCAGCCGCAAGCGUCAGCGAGCCACACCUUCCCAUGCCGACGUCGAGUGAAGACACUACUACCGAUCUCAGAUUGUCCCAAUAUAAGUAUCCCGGUGGACUGCACUAUCUUCCGGAUCUGAAAGAGGAGUCGCAUGAAGACUCGAGUCUUAACACUAGCGCUAGCAACUUGAAAAAUUCGAAUUUCCGGUUCCCCUUUGGUGUGCCGGUUGGCGUGCGUGCGUCAGUCGAUGAGGGUGCCCUGUUCUCAAGGCGGUCGUCCAUGGGUUCGUAUCGAAAGAGCGUUCUGGGUCCUACACACGGCUUGCCGUCAAUGAACUUCAGCCGCAUGAACUUGUUCGAAAAGCUCGAGGAAGAGCUCGGUCUACGCAACUCCCGUUCGUUGGACCACUUGGCGCUAGAUCUGCCGGCGCCUGUUGAAGGUACUCCGCAGCGACCGAUGUCCGCAGGCGAGAUGCGCGACAAGUACCGCAGUUUCUGUGACAAGCUGGAUCAAUUCAACACGCCCAAAGACGUUUCUAAGCGUGUGGAGGUGACGAAUUUGCUUCGGCGCGCGCUGUCCCCCGAGCUGUUGGCGGAGAUUGACCAAGUCACUGUGCCUUCAGUCACGGGUCUUACGGAGCGUCUCUCGGAAUUUCUGCCGUCAUUGAGGGAGUACUACAGGCUCGGCGAUCAGAGCGAGUUUGCUUGCGAGGAGAUGAUCAUGGACCAUGCCAUGGAGGACAUCCAUGAGGUGGGUGGGCCUGCGCAGAAGCGCUCGUCUGCUCGACUGCGACCAAUUGCUGGUUCCCCAAAUAUGGUAGUCAUCGAGGAUGCGCUGUAUGAGGAGCUCACUGGGAAAGAAAAGGAUGUUGAUGUUGCGGUCGCCCAGGGUGACGAGGGGGUUGAGCGCGCACACGGUGAAGCCCGCGCAAGUGAGAAGACCAAGGACAACAGCCCGACGCGGCCCAAAGCUCCCUUCGAGCUUGACGCGCCUUCGCCUGUUGCAACCCGCCACCGCGCCCUCACAACUGGUCACCAAAACCUGCGUGCAUCCGGCGAAUUGGGGUUGACGACGAGGUCCUUGAGAUCUUUUGCGUCAACACCCACACGAACUGACACCCGUCCUUGGAACUUGGAAAAGAACUACCCUUGGGCCACAUCAACUGUCCCCUCUGUUGAUAUCUCGCUGCCCCCGCCAACGGCAGUCAGACACUCUCCGCGCCCGGGCCCCUCCCACCUCCGCAACAACAUCUCCGACGCGUCUACCGUAAGCACUUUCACAACGCCAGUUGGCUCGCCCUUUGGUACCGAUUCUGGGUCCAGUGCUCACGCUCGACAGCUCCACCACUUCAGCGUCUUUGGGCGUAGUGGUGACCAGCCGCACGCAGUUGGCGAACGUUACCCGACUUCAGCUUUGACACCGCCUACGGCCAUUUUUCGAGACAACUUCUCUGCUUCUGACACGUCUGACGACGACACCGAGCUGCGUGUUGUACGCAAAGGCAAGUUCAGUCUCAAGAAGCGCUUCUCUUCUGCUCGCAACCCCACACUUGACGACAGCACUCGAGGAACAAAUAGCAAGUCGCUCACCGCGCCGAACGACCCUCUCGAGCUCACGUCACCCGUUUCAGCUCACCGCUCUGCAACAUCGAUUAUCCAGGACACUGCAGGUGAAGCAAGUGCUUUUACCUCGAACCGUCACACUUUCCGCGACGCUGAGGGUAUGCCAAAUGCCAUCUAUCACCGCCACCGCCUCCUCGACCAUCUCAAGCGUUUGUGGCACAAGGGAGGCGACCUGAUCCGAAGCUUCUCUCGCCGAUCGUCGACUACGGCGAACCGUUGCUGA
Molecule: messenger RNA, 4593 nt
Organism: Ascochyta rabiei
Lineage: Eukaryota; Fungi; Ascomycota; Dothideomycetes; Pleosporales; Didymellaceae
Exons: 1
Coding region: 1-4593 (1530 amino acids)
Source: RefSeq, a predicted model, not a curated record